CAGCCACCGCCAUCUUUCCUAGCCGGAACCAGCUGGGCUGCCAAAGCCCCGCGUCCUGCGCCCCACUAGUCCCCUGCGCAACACCGACCUCGCUCGCGCGGGUUCCGCCCGUCGACACCGCCCGGAGUUGUAGCGUCGCCGCCACACGGAUCUUGCCACCUGGGCCCCCUAUUUCUACUUUUUUUGUUUACACUUGUCUGCGAGCUCGAUCCGCUCGUGAUUCUUCCACGUUGUCAGAUAUAGGACUCAAGGAAGACCAUGGGGAAUUCUGCAGAGAAGAAAGAGCAAAUGUCUAUAGAAACUACAGUUCGGGGGAAAAAUACCCGAGGACCUGGUUUUAUGUGAGACAUUUAAAGUAGCACUUGGCAAAAGUAAGCGCUAUUAAGUAUUUGCUGUGGUUGCUGUGGUCGUUGUUAAUAACCCCUGUAGUCUAGUACUAGGUUCACACUGCUAAAACCUCUUCCUGUUUAAAUUUUUGAGCCAGAUCUUUUCCAGGAGGGCCAAGACAAUUCAGCAAGCUCAAGGGGGAAAAAACUUUUUAAUAAAACAGAUGAGGGGGUUUGAUUCUGAAGACCUUCCACAUUGAGUCCUCUGUGGUGACUUUUAAGACGUUUACGGUGACCAGAUUUAAGAGUCUUCUGGGACAACGUGAUGGGAAAAAUUUAGCCAGACUUUUCCGUAGAGCAUAAUGUCUUCUGAUUCACUGAAUUAGUAAAUUUCAUUGUCUGGCUUUGCUUUACAUUCAUAGGUUAAAAAUCCUUCAGCCCCAUUAGCUGUUUACAUAAAGUAAUUACGGUAAAUUGAAUGCUGUUUCCUCUUUUUAUGCUAACGUUUUCGUUGGCAUAAAUAAUCAAGAUCAUAUAAGUAUAUUGAUUUAAAUUCAAUGUAGAUUGUUUUGUUGUGAAUAAAUCUUUUAAAUGUAUGAUUUUAUAACAUUUUUUAAAGGAAAUACUCUGAAUGUUAAUAAUGGGUGCAAGUUUCUGCUUUUUCAUAAAAAUCUGCUACAUAUAAUACGAAUUAAUGUAUCCAGAUUGUUUAUUUAGAGCUGUAUGUGUUCAACCCCCAUAACUAAACUGUUAACUUCUUGAAGAUCGAGACUAUGCCUUAAGUCUUUGUAUUCCAACGUUUAGCACACGAUGUAUGUUAUAAUGAAAUGACUAGGUCCGUGAGAAUAACGUAAACAUUGUUAAUAAUUGUGAUGUGUAGUUAUAAUACCAUAUACAAUCAUUAUCACAUUUCAGCCUGAACAAUGCAGGCAUGCCCAUUUAACAUGACUUAAAAUAUCCUUUGAUAUAAAACUAGGCAGAAAUUUUAUCCAUAAAUACUACAACUAUUCUUUAAUGCGCCAGGCCUUCAAAAUUUUCAGGUUCACACCACACAGCGCCCUGUAUUUUAUUACUGUAAAGGAGAAGCACUUUUGGAAAGCAAAUAUUUAAAUUAUAAGUUUUUACUAGGCAUCACUGCUUUUUUCCUAACUUCUUUCCUCUAACUUGCAUCCUUCACUGUCACCAGCUGUAUUAAAAACAGAAAGCUACAAGCAAAAACAAACAACACAGCUAUAAUAAGAUGUAGACUCCCCUUGUGUGCAAAGAUAUAUUUGCAAUUCUUUCUAGCAAUUUACUCGGCAAGUGGACUAGGAGAAAAAGCUAGUAGAUUCUCUCUGAAGUGCCAGUCUUCGCUAAGAUCUGGGAUGUGAGUUUGAGUUAAGUAAUUCAGACCAAUGUACAAAACCAAACCAAACCCAUUGCCUUCCAAUCGAUUCUGACUCCUAGCGACCCUAUAUGACAGAGCUAGAACUGGCCCAUAGGGUUUCCAAGGAGCGGUUGGUAGAUUCCAACUGCCGACCUUUUGUAUAGUACCAAAAACCCACUGCCAUCGAGUCGAUUACCGACUCAUAGCGACCAUACAGGACAGAGUAGAACUGCCCCCAUAGAGUUUCCAAGGAGCGCCUGGUGGAUUCUAAUUGCCGACGUUUUUGGUUAACAGCCAGCUCUUAACCACUAUGCCACCAGGGUUUCCUUUGGAUAGUGGCUGAGCUCUUAAUCACUGCUCUGCAACCACUUUAACUGAAAAGAAAAUCAUGCGCAUUGAAGAAGAACCCCUGUGCCUAGAGAUGGGAGGCGUGAAGACCAAGAACAAAAGAAUACCCUGAGGCUUGUUGAUUUUCCUGGUAGGAAUUUGGCUGUAAUCUUAGACUCCAGGGUUUAGAGGAAACGACAGGUAAUUUUCAAAGCUUUUACUACUAUUGUAAUGUUAAUUUAACCCGUUGCCUAGAUCCUUUGCUUUUGUAACAUAAGGUAAUUGUUGAUUCCAGCUAAAGUACCGAGUACCCUAUGUUAUGGGAGAGAAUCAAUGCCCUACGUAAACUUUCAGGGUUGCCUUUCAAGUGAGCGUUUAACAGAAUACAUCCCAAGGCACUGGGAUGGGUGUUACAAAUGGAUGGUAUUCAGAAAGUGAAAAUCGCUCCCCAGGGGUGUUGUAAUUGGAAAACAGCCACCGGGACAGAAAAUAGCUAGUUACCAGCUCCUUUUCUAGAGUUGUGUUGUUCACUGUGUGUCAGGGGUGUAGGUCUAUACCGUUAGUGUAUUUGGCCAGAUUUUAAAGAGCUCUGAGACCAUACCGGAAACCCUGGUUGCAUAGUGGUUAAAUGCUACGGCUCCUAAUCAAAAGGUCGGCAGUUUGAGUCCACCAGGCGCUCCUCGGGGCAGUUCUACCCUGUCCUAUAGGGUCGCUAUGAGUCAGAAUUGACUCGACGGCGAUGGGCUUGGUUUUGAAGGAGACCAUACCGGUCUGGAAAACGUUUUAUUCAUUUUAUGUAUGUAUGUAUAUAUACAUAAAAAAUUUUAUGUAUAUAUAAUUCGCCUAGUUUUUCUUUUAAGUCUGUCAUCAUCCUAAACACAUAGAAGAGGCCUGUAAAUAAAUUGUAUUAGCUUUCUUUUCUCCCACUCCAUAGAACUGUUUUAGUAUGAAUGCUGUAGAGGCAGAAUGCUGUAGAAAAAAAGCUACCUUUAUUUUGAUUUGCAUCAAAAAACUCGCUUAAUUUCAGGUUUCGCUUCCAGAGUCAAUCAUUACGCAUCGAACCCUGUAGUAACUUUGGGAGAAAUGUUGGAAUUCGCUGUCUUUGUCUGCUAGGUUUUCUUUUCUUAUCUGUCCGCUUCACGACUCUAACAUCCACACUUGGGGCACCCUGGAAAGCGUCCCGGUACCGCCCAUCGCGGGCGGCGGCCAAUCACAAGCCUCAAGGAGUUGGUGGACUUAGCGGCACGGCGCGGAGUCCUGGGCCGUCGCCGAGGGACACUCGCGAUUGGUCCGGGGAGUACGGCGUGGAGCCAAUGGGGGCGGCGGCUCGGGAGAGCCGGUGGAGAGCGCGGGAAGGCGCGGGAUAUAAACGAUGGCGGGAGAUUCGUUUUCGGGUCCUUGUCCCGAGAAACGUCCUCGGCUGGGGAGCCAGUUGGCUACUUUCAUCUCUUCCGGUUUCAACAUGGUGCGGACUAAAGCAGACAGGGUCCCGGGCACCUACCGAAAAGUGGUGGCUUCUCGAGCCCCCAGGAAGGUGCUUGGCUCCUCCACCUCUGCCACUAACACCGCGUCGCCCUCGUCGCGGAAAGCUGAAAAUAAGUAUGCAGGAGGGAAUCCAGUUUGUGUUCGCCCAACUCCCAAGUGGCAAAAAGGAAUUGGCGAAUUCUUCAGUCUGUCCUCUAAAGAUUCAGAAAAAGAGAAUCGGAUUCCUGAAGAAGCAGGAAGUAGUGGCUUAGGAAAAGCAAAGAGAAAAACAUGUUGAGAAUCCCAAAAUUGACAGGUAUGAAGACUAUCUGAAGGAUUUGACUAACUGAAGAAUGCCAAUAUUAUAGUUGCUGAAGUUUCAGGUAUGCGACUGAAGAGAGAGGGAGACAACAUGGAAAGUUAACUAAAGAUACGAUUUCAUUAAAUGUAACUUAAGGAAUAUGAACAUUUUAGAUUUCACCUUAAUCUAGAUAAAAAAGGGUGGGCUGUGGAAUGGAGAUUCAGUUUUCUCUUUGGUUCAUGAAAACUAUUAAUAUAAAAAGCUUUCACGAUUCUAUUUGUGUGUACAUUGGAAGGAAACCGCAGAUGUUUCAGUAAAUCUUUGAUGGAUUGUUUAAGCAGUGCUAAUUUAAUGCUGACAUUCUCUAGAUAAAGUUUUACAUUGCUAAGCUUUCAUUGUUGUCUUGGGAAUUUAACUUUGGGGCCUUGGAUUUGACAUUGCAUUUGACUUGGUAUGUAGUAUUUGACAUGUGCUAGGGCAAUGAUGGAUUGGACUCUACUCCAAAUCCAGCUAUCAUGAGUAAUGCUUGCAUUUCCGUUUAUAAAGUCAAAUGGCAGGAAUUUCCCAUCAUGCAUUCCCACGCAACAAGAAUGCCAGAUUCAUUUAGCUUGAUUCCAAAAAUUAGAAGUGUACCAACUUCAACUAACCUUAAGAUGCUUUUUAUUUCUGAGUAUUUUGAAUAAUUUUUGCAAUUUAAAAUGUGAUCUGUUUUGAAGGCAUAUCUGACAAAUUUUGAAGAGGCCAACAAGAACGAGCCAAAAAUAAUGUAAAUCAUGUAAUUCAGAAGAGAAGACUGAAAUCUCGCCUGCUUUAAAUUCACUAACACUCUUUCUGUAAACACUGUUUGUUUAACUUUAUGGAUCAGAAUUGCCACAUCUGGAAUACUUUCUAUAUCAGUCAAUAUUUUUUAAUAGUUAGAACCUGGUUCUAAGUCUAAUGACUUGAUUCUGGAAAGUAAAUCCUUUACAACUGCUUUGAUGUACAGACACUUUUGUAGAAAUACUGUCAUGAAAUCUUUGGUUCACAUGGUCACACACUGAUGUUUAGAUGUUCCAGUAUCCAAUAUGGCCAUAGUAGUCUUAUAAUAACCAAAGCCAAUAUUUGCCAUCUUGAGGAACCUACAGGGGAACAAACAAAUCUGUAGAUCUCAACCUAUGGAAUAUGAAUGAAUACCCCCUUUUGCUUCAUGUCUGAACAUGGUGCAUCUGUUUUGGAUUGUACAUUGUGUAAUUUCUCACGUUACGGAAUUGAUUAGCAUUGAACACAAACUAAAAAUAAAUGGCUGAAAGAGCAAUUAAAGUAUUUGGCAUAAAUGAAAUUAUGUUUAUGCAUAUAAAAUUUUAGAAGUUAGUCAAUACUGUUCAUAAGGUCAUUAGUAAAGGGUUUCUGAGUUCCCACUAUCCACCUUGUAAGAUAUUUGAAAAGAAUGUUCAGCUCUGUAGCAGUAAUAAUCUUAGGCCUUUUUGCUACAUCACUAUUAUGAUUUGUGGUUUCAGUAAAGAUACUGAUUUUUAACCAAACGGGAUGCAUUUUUAGAUAGAGCUAUUUUAAUAGACUUGCUUUUAUGGCCCUAUUAGUCUUUUAUAGUUUCCUCUCAUUGUCUGGGGCAACAUUCUUCCUUGUUCUUUCUUUCCUAUUCUGUGAAUAAGCUAAUAGCUUUAAUAAGCUAAUAUUAGCUCUAGACUAUAUUUCAAUCCUCUGAAUUAUUUGUGACUUCCAUUAAGGAAAUAAAAAUUUUUGUCAAUACAGUCAAAUAUGACUAUAACACUGAUCAUUCUAGGAAUCAAACUUAUAUCACAGGCUUUCCCUCAUAUGGAGAGAGAUUUUCUAAAGAACUUUAAUCCAUGGUAUAAUAAAAUCUGUGACAUAAUAAUACUCUUCUAAAACUAGGUAACAGAGUUUUACAUUAUUCAUUUAGGUGCUUUGUUUAGACUUGUCUUUGUUUAGGAAAAUUGUAAUUACCUCUUUAUUGAAAUAGCGAAUGAGUUUAUUGAAGGACUUCUACUCUAAAUUCCUUAAUUCAUAUUCUGAAAUAUGCUUACUCCUGUGGCCUUAUUUUUCUCCCAAACACAGGGUAAACUUUCAUCAGUUGUAUAGGGAUAAUCAGAAUAGAGAAAGAGUAUCCACCUUAAUGAACUAUGAUGCCUAAAAUAAAUCAGGCCUUUUGAAAAAGAAAGUUUUGGUAAUGAAAGUGUUCAUUUGCUAAUUUAAUUUAUUUUCCAGGAAAAUGCAAUGAAGAGCUCUCUAUAAUCUAAUAGUAGGUAAAUCAGUGAUAAUCUUAUACGAAGUCUGAAUACCUGCAUUUUCACUUCCUUCUUUGACUACCUAGCUCUAUGACCACUCAGGCUCACUAGAUCUAAUUUGAUAACUAAGGAUAUUAGAGUAGUGCUCACAGAACUUCUCCAACUCUAAAAAAGGAAGCUGAUUUACGAUUAUGUUUUAAUUGAAUUUUUCUCUAGAAAAAGCAUAAUGAGUGCAAAAUGGCUUUGGGAAAUGUAAAUUAUUUCUAAUCUAUGACUACGAUAUGCCAAUUUAAACUAUUUUUGGAUUUUUAAAUUAGGUAAUACAUUCAUAUUGUUCAGAAGGGUAUAUAGUCAAAUAUGACAACUUGUCCAUAUAUUUUCUCUGCUCAAGUGGAUUGGUUAAUUUUUUUUGUUUUUUAUUAUCACAGAGUUCUUGCUGAAAGAUUAUACUGUUUAUCAGUACACUUAGCAACAUGUUGAAAGGUACUACAGAAAUAAAGAUUCCCUUUUUAAUAAAAAUGGCCACAUAUCCUAAAGGAGAAACAUUGAUUCUGCUAAUUAACAGGCAAAAUAAAUUGUUAAAAAUUUUGUUGCACUAAUACUUGAAAUUUGUAGGUUUGUCAAUUAAUGGAGUUUAAUUUUCUCCCAUUUCGAGUCACUUGACCAGACUCACUGCACUGCUAGAAGUUCCUGUUUAUGCAGAUGUGUAACGGUUUUUGUUUUAUUGUUUAAACAGUUGAUACUUGGGUGUCUAUUGAAGUUCUCUGUUCU
Messenger RNA from Loxodonta africana (African savanna elephant), 6798 nucleotides. RefSeq names its product PCNA clamp associated factor (gene PCLAF). Bases 3392 to 3781 code for a protein of 129 amino acids. The transcript is spliced from 4 exons. Gene Ontology annotation, biological process: translesion synthesis; regulation of cell cycle. NCBI's taxonomy places the organism in Eukaryota, Metazoa, Chordata, Mammalia, Proboscidea, Elephantidae. The record is from RefSeq and is a predicted model, not a curated record. Gene Ontology annotation, cellular component: nucleus. Gene Ontology annotation, molecular function: chromatin binding.